AAUCUCAAAAUUGUAAAUUCAUAUCAGCCAUGACUCAUGUAAAAUGCACUUGAAAACAUACUACAGCUUUUGCAUUGCCCAACUACAAAACUAGUUUACAUGAUCCAACUACUACUAACAUUAAAAUGCCCAUCUUAUUCUUCUAUGCAUAAAUAAAUUAAAAUAAAACCUCAAACACUCCAACAAUCUUCAUUCACCAUAUUUUCUUGACCUAAAAGAAACUUAGGGUUUCUUCCACUUUCUUUCAUGGCAAGCAACAAACACCUCCCUCUUCUCCUUCUCCUCAUCAUCACCACUACAUCCUCCACUUCGCUUGCAUUCGAUCAAAACAAACUCGUAAUCAAAAUCAUAGACGCAAUGAUCUCCGGGGGGAGUUUCGAAGAUUGGAGCGAAGCUUUCCUCGCAACAAACGACGAGAUACACGGUCAAGUUCUCACUUCAACACUCUUCCUUCCCAAAACAUCCGUCGAAGGAAUCAACGCCACUUCACCGCUCGUAGCUGCUUACCACAUCGUCCCACAACUGCUUCACUUCCACAACAUAAGCGUCAUGGAGCCUCUCUCUCGCAUCCCAACUCUUCUCUCUGGAAACUCCAUCGUUGUAACCAACAACUCGGCUUCGGGUCUCACACUCGAUGGUGUUCUUGUCUCGGAGCCAGAUUUGUUUGUCUCUCCUUCCGUUGUUAUCCAUCGUAUCGCUUCUCCAUUUAACUUCUCUCGUUACGGUGGCGAUGAUAUAUAAUUAAGUUACCCUCUUUAUUAGAUUUUUCCAUUUUGUGUGUUCUUUCUAUUUUGAUCAUUAAUCUAGUUGGCACUUUAGUUGGUUAUUAGGGAGCUGGUGAAUUUAAAGGUUCACCAUAGGAGUUGAACCCAAGUCUUGUCUUUUAUAAAAUUGGUUAAGAAAAGUUUUACAUGGAAUUUGUUUUGAGAAAUACGUGGAAAUUAAUUAGCCUUUAUUUUCCUCCAUCUUAUCUGCUUCACAUGUCACAAACUCAUCCAUCCAUUCGUAGGCCCAUUAGAAUACCUCGAUGUAAAUGAAUUAUACAAUUGCUUUAACAAUCAUGUCAUCACUGCCAUGAACGUA
Molecule: messenger RNA, 1083 nt
Organism: Raphanus sativus (radish)
Lineage: Eukaryota; Viridiplantae; Streptophyta; Magnoliopsida; Brassicales; Brassicaceae
Exons: 1
Coding region: 247-741 (164 amino acids)
Source: RefSeq, a predicted model, not a curated record